Oncorhynchus tshawytscha (Chinook salmon) is the source of this 3773-nucleotide messenger RNA. Its product is annotated as desmoglein-2. Lineage: Eukaryota; Metazoa; Chordata; Actinopteri; Salmoniformes; Salmonidae. Gene Ontology annotation, biological process: homophilic cell-cell adhesion. Gene Ontology annotation, cellular component: plasma membrane; desmosome. Bases 143 to 3661 code for a protein of 1172 amino acids. The transcript has 14 exons. The record is from RefSeq and is a predicted model, not a curated record. Gene Ontology annotation, molecular function: calcium ion binding.
GCGCCGCCUAUUGCAGUUGGUAUAAUCUCAGAAAAGUUGUGCCUACACCUUCGAAGAGGCCAAAGUCCAAUGUAGAAUAGAAAAUACUAACCGCGGAUUUAAAGCAUUGUACUUCAAGAGGGGAACGUUUUACAGAAUUGCAAUGGCCCGUGUAGAAACUGUUGUUAUAUUGUUGCCGUUCAUACUAACGUUUAUAUGUGUGGUGGCAGUAGAAAGCGGCGGGCUGAACCUGAGAAGACAGAAGAGAGAAUGGAUCAUUCCUCCUCGGAAGUUGAAGGAGAAUGUGGAUUACAGGAACAGGGAAUACAUCGCAAAGAUUCGUUCUGAUGCGGAGUACAAGUCAAGAGUGACGUACUCACUGACCGGGAUCGGUGCAGACCAAAACCCUAUGAACUUAUUCCACGUCAACCUAGAUACAGGCUUUGUCACAAUCAGAGGCAUUCUGGACAGAGAGGAGAUCGCUUCCUACCAUUUACUUGGAGUAGCGAUGUACAACAAUGGAAGCCGUGCAGAGAAGGACAUUGAACUCAAUAUUUUAGUUGAGGACCAGAAUGACUGCCCACCAGUGUUCGUUUUUGGCCAAUCUGGAUCCGUCAAUGAGUCCAGUGCUGCAGAGACCGUUGUCAUGAAAGUGACUGCCACAGAUGCGGAUCAAGUGAACACUCUACACUCUCAGAUUUACUACAGCAUAGUGGAGAAGAGUGCUUCAGAUAAAAUGUUCGCCAUCAACUACAAGACUGGAGAGAUACUGGUUCGCAGGACUACACUGGACAGAGAGACUCAAGACACCUACACCCUGACUGUAAAAGGUUCAGACAUGAACGGAGCAUUCGGAGGAAACACAGGAACAGCAGAAGUUGUGAUUAAAAUCCUGGACAUCAAUGACAACAUCCCCACCCUGGAGAAAGAAUCUUACGAGGGCAGUGUGGAGGAGAACACGGUCGGUGUGGAAGUACUGAGGAUCAAAGCCAUUGAUCUGGAUCUGAUGUACACUGAGAACUGGCUGUCUGUGUUCACCAUCAUCACAGGCAAUGAGGCCGGCUACUUCAACAUCACCACAGACGCUAAGACCAACGAAGGCAUUAUAUGGAUAACCAAGGCACUGGACUAUGAGGAGCUGAAAGUGCUCAACCUUGCCAUACGUGUUUCCAACAAAGCAGAGUACUACUUUGGCUCCUCCAAAGGAAGAGUGGAUAUAGGAAACGCUAAGACUUACCCCAUCAAGAUCAACGUGAUCAACCAGAAAGAGGGGCCCAAAUUCAAGCCAACGGUUAAAGUGGUGACCAUCUCUGAGGACUCCAGCUUGGUCACCAUUAACAAGGUUAUCACUACCUACACAGCCAUCGACAGCGACACAUUACAGAUCGCUACCAAUGUCAGGUAUGCCAAAAUAUAUGACGAAGACCACUGGCUGAUGAUAGAUGAAAAGACAGCGGAGAUCAAGCUGAACAAACUCCCUGAUCGGGAGUCCAAAUACCUGGUCAAUGGAACAUACUACGCCAAGAUAAUAGCCAUCACAACGGAUCUGCCAUCCAAAACGGCCACAGGGACAAUAGCCAUCCAGGUGGAAGACUUUAACGACCACUGUCCCACGCUGACAGCUACGACUACGACCAUGUGUCUGGGGGAUACCGCUGUGUACGUCAUGGCUGUGGAUGGGGAUGCCUUCCCCAACGGAGCUCCCUUCAAGUUCAGAGUGAUUCAGGACGACAGCAAACAGAAGUGGAUGGUGGAGCACCUCAAUGACACCACUGCCAUUUUACGAGACCAUGCCCAUAUGUGGCCAGGUCACUACAAGGUUGCUGUGGAGAUCAGCGACCAGCAGGGGAAGGCCUGUGCUGACAUCCAGGUUCUGAACGUGGUUGUAUGUACCUGUGAUCAGGUCAAUAAGGUCUGCAUCGAGCGGCGGACGGGCACUGACAUCACGUUAGGAGCCCCUGCCAUCCUGCUGCUCCUCCUGGGCCUCCUGCUGUUGCUGCUGGUUCCUCUCCUGCUGCUGUUCUGUCUAUGUGGAGGAGCAGCGGCCAUUGGAGACUUUAAGCCCAUCCCGUUUGACACUAAAGAACACCUGAUUGCAUAUCACACUGAAGGACAAGGAGAAGACAAGGAAGUUCCUCUCCUGAACGUUCCUGUGGAGGUGGAGCAUGGCCACAUCAAAACUGUGAAUGUAGGGAAGUACGGGGGAAAUGCGGGAUUCAUAGGAAGAGUAGGGGAGAUAGGAGGAGCAGCAGGAGGCGUGUCAGGGGACGGCUUCACCUCAUCCUCAAUGUUCACAGGAGCGCAUCAACAGUACCAUGGCUUCCACCAGCCCAGUGGCAGAUUAGAGGUGGACUAUGGCAUGGGCGGAGGAAUCAUGACAGAACAGCAUGAACACUCAAUGUUCUCCAGAUUACCUGCUGGUGCUUACGACGGGAUGGCACUCUCUGAGGAAGUCUUAGAGGAGUACUACUCUGCAAAAGCCAAUCACACUGCGCAGAUCGACCAACAGAGAGAUGCCCUGCUGAUUUACGACUAUGAAGGUCAGGGGUCACCGGUAGGGUCUGUGGGCUGCUGCAGUCUACUGGGGGCUGAUGAUGACUUGGACUUCCUCAACGACCUGGGGCACAAGUUCAAGACCCUGGCCCAGAUCUGCCAGGGGUCGAUAGCUAUGGAGGCGGAGACUGUCAAUGUGUCUGUGUCACCCACUCAUCCUAGACCUACCACAUCCAUUCACACAGAGGUCAGCAGAAAUACUGCUCUCAAUGUCAAUACCCUGAACACCUCCGUCACCACCUCCACCACCUCCGUCCCCCUACAGGAGAGCCUGAUUACUCGGGACCAGGGAUCAGUCACCAUCCCCAGGUCUCAUAUCCAGGAGAACGUGGUGAUCCCCAGGCAGACCGUCCUCAUCCAGCAGCCCACCAUGUACUAUGCCGCUGCCCCCACCAUGUACAUGGUGGAGCCUCAGCCCCAGUUGUUGCUGGUGGAGCAGAGAGGAGGAGGUGGUUAUGUCCAUGCCCAGCAGGUGGUAGGCCAUGUGGGGGUAGGGACCGGUCAGCGGAUGGUGCAGACAGGAGGGCUCCAUGGUUCUCAGGGUAUGCUGCUAGUAGAGAAGCAGAUGGGGGUGGGUGGUGGUGGGGGAGGCCAUGGUCAUGUCGUUACGGGCGGAGGCCAGUUCUUACAGGGAGCCGGCCAGACUACUACUGGGGGAGGUCACAUUAUUACAGAGAUGAGCCAAACCAUUACGCAGGGAGGCCAGAUUCUACAGGGGGCAGGGCAGACCAUGAUUGGAGGAGGCCAUCUCUCGCCAGGAGGAAGCUUCUCACAGGGUUCUAGGAAAGUGCUGGUUGUUGAGAGCGGGUCCGGGCCAGCCUCGGCAGUAGGGGGCAGUGCAGGCUUAUGGGCACCCCAGGUCACCCUGCAGAGAGGCCAGGGGUCAUCCUCCACCUUUUCCUCAGGUGGUCAUAGUGUAGAGGUGAUAGGUCAGAGGGGUGCUUCCACCUUGACCUCCAGCUCCCUGUGUGGCUCGAUGGGGUCAAAUCAGGCCUCUGCUGCUGCUGUCACAGUCGCCACCACACCCAUGCCCACGGCUGCACCACGUAGCAGGAGCCACACCGCUGUUGUGCAAGAGAAGAAAUCCUCUGUCACUGAGAAAUACACUGAGACCAGUACUAUAGCGUAGAAAAAAACCUCACAUUUGCUUGAAAACAUACAGUGCCUUGCGAAAGUAUUCGGCCCCCUUGAACUUUGCGACCUUUUGCCACAUUUCAGGCUUCAAACAUAAAGAUAUAAAA